Messenger RNA from Leptomonas pyrrhocoris, 2329 nucleotides. RefSeq lists its product as hypothetical. The transcript has a single exon. The coding region runs from base 80 to 2329 and encodes 749 amino acids. NCBI's taxonomy places the organism in Eukaryota, Euglenozoa, Kinetoplastea, Trypanosomatida, Trypanosomatidae. The record is from RefSeq and is a predicted model, not a curated record.
AGCGUAGGAAGGUAACGCACAGCGAGGACUAUUCGGUGCUUUUGUUUUCGCCCCCUCUCUCCUUCUUCGCUCACUCAAGAUGAUGUCCAAGGCUGCCUUCAUGAUGCAGGAUCACCUGCGACGCAACUACGUGAUGAUCACCGACAUCACCAACCCCAACACCUUCAUCGUCCGCGGUCGCCUGCCCUUUCCGCAAGGGCUCACCGCCAUUGCCGUCCUCUUCAGGAACAAGCGACCGGCAGAUGUGUACGCGCACCCCUACUUCAUCGAGAAGCAGGGUGACCCAUCGCAGCCCUCCCCGCAGCUGCACCUCACGGAGGAGUCGCAGGGCAUCAUGAAGAUUCUCAGCGGUCUGCGGUACAUGCGCGACGACAACGUGAAGCUGGACAACACGAUGGUGUGCGUGACGGACUACAAGGUACCGGUGGAGGGUCGGAUGCCGCGGGUACCGGCGGAGGCGGCGGAGCCACAAGUCGGGCCGCACAUCGCGACACGUUCAGACAACCACGCAGCGGCUGCGCAGGACGAGCAGGAGAAGAAAAGCCACCGCAGCAGCUUGUCGCUGGAGCAGCGAGCGAUGCGGCGGCGCAGCGUCCACCACGUCCAGCAGCUGCCGGGCGGUGGGGGCGAUAACGGUCUGGGCUUCGGUGGGGGAGUGCGGAACCCCGUCUCGCGCGGCGCGGCGGGUGGCGGGGGAGGCGGGACGUCAUCAUCGGCGGCAUCGGCGGCGGCCCCGUCAGAUGAUCCAGCUGUUCUCCCCGGCUAUUCUCCGUUUCCCACACCGGAGGAGUGUGCGGCGGAUGCGUGGGUCGUCUAUCGUUUUCUGAAAGCCUCGGUCUUCGGCCGACGGGCACUGGCGAACGAGGAGGAGAUGAGCCCCGCUCACCGCCUUCACGCACCCUCCCUCUUCGAGCACCGCCACGGCGGCUACACGGUGCUCUACAACCCAAUCGAGGUGAAUGAGAAGACCUUCGUGGAGCUGUUGCUGAAGCUGCACCGCGAGGAGCGGGUGGUGAAGGCGAUUGUGGUGCCGACCCGACCGGCCUGGCGGCAGCUGCAGGUCUGGGCCGAUGUAUUCCCUGAUGCGGAGCUGAUCUGCAGCGGGGAGGUGCCGCUGGUGGAGAGCCGUGGUGGCGUUCCCAAUCCGACUCCACCUCCUCCUCGCUCUGCUACGUCUUCGACGCGGGUUGGAGCUGGCAGUGAGGUGCCGGCGGACCUUCACGGCAGCAGCACCGCGCAUGUCAGCGGGUAUGCCGCGGAGGCGGGUGUGUGGCGCGGCGGCUGCCAAGAUCUCGGCGACGGCCUGACCGGUCUCUCAUUCCCGGAGGUGGACUUGGAAGCCGAGGCGGCCGCGGAGCGGCGACGGACGGCGGCGGCGACCGCACGAGCGCGUGCGACGGCGGAAGCGGUUCGACUCGAGCGUGAGGAGGAGCGACAGCAGCAGCAGCGGCAUCAGCAAUCGCCGCGGCACGCACCGCCAACCGCGGCGGACGUGUCGGAAGAGGAACAUGCGCAUCACGGCGAAGCAAACGCAGCGGCGGACCCCCUCGCGACGCAGCGGCGUCGGCAAGAGGAGAAGAUGCGACUUCGACGCGAACUGGCAGCCGAGGAGGCGGAGGAGGCGGAGAAGGCACGUCGGCGCUCUCUCCCUGCUGCCAGUCCGUCCACCCCCUCUCUAUCAAGAUCACCAUCCGCAUCGGCAGCAGCAGCAGCAGAAGAAGAAGAUGCGGCAGACGAGGACGACGAAAGGGACUUGGUCGACGUCCUCUGGCGCGACGUGUCCUUCUUCACGGAAAAGGCACAGCAGCCGGUGGGCCUGCGGCGCAGCGACCUGGACCGCCUGCGCGUGCUCGUGCCUCGAUCAGCAACAGCCACCACCACCGCCUCCCCCGUUGAGCGGGUGGAGCUGACCCCGACCAUCGAGCUCCUGCGCAUCGCUGGCGACGCGGUCGCUGAGGAGUACGUGCUGUACGACGCCAACAGCGGUGCCCUCGCCUGCACCGACCUCUACCACGGCGCCUACGCGGACCUCGACCCGGCCAACUCAUGGAUGUGUCGUGUGUGGUUCAAGUUCAUGAAGCGUGGCAACUACAAGCGAGCUGACAUCGCGCCGCGGUACAAGUGGCUUCAGGUGCUGCGCCAGCGGUCUCUUCCAGCGCUUCAGGCCGCCAUUGAGGAGCUGACGCGGACCCGGCCCAUCCGCUUUCUGUUAUUUGCGCACGGCACCCCGCCGCUGCAGGGCGAGGGAGCAAACCUCCUCCGACAGCAGUGGAGCCUGCCACCGCUGCACCCGGCGGAGAUGCCGGGCGAUCGACGUGGACGGCGGUGA